CUAGGAAAUGUCAUAUUCCUCCUCAGCUGCUGAUUUGCAUUACCCCAUGGAGGUUGUGGACCUACCCAGCUGUUCAGUCUCUCCUUUCUGCUGGGAAGGAAUCAGGAUGCCAGUGCCUCUGGGAAAACUGGUAUUUUUUACCAGUGUGAUGACUAGUGGGGGCUGUGCUCUUGUGUAUUACCUUGUACAAAAAACUUUUUCCAGGGCUUCCUAUUACCAGUUGGCAUUGGAGCAGUUGCAUAGCCACUCUGAGGCUCUGGAAGCUCUGGGCACUCCUCUCAACAUUCACUAUCUUCAACUCACUGACAAGUACAACUUCGUGGACAUUGCUGAUGCCCAGUUGAAGAUUCCUGUCUCUGGAUCCAGAUCAGCGGGCCAUCUCUAUGUUAUCUCAUCCAGAGAUGGUCCCUUUAACAGGUGGCACCUUCAAGAGGUCUUGUUAGAGCUCAAGGAUGGUCAGCAGAUUCCCAUGUUCAAGCUCAGAGAGGAGAAUGGUGAUGAAGUAAACAAGGAGUAAAUACUGAAAAGACCCAGCUUUCUCCAAGCAUAGCCUACCCUCAUUAACAUGUACCUUCCAUAACUUAUGAUUCAGUUUUCCAGCCAUCAGGAGGGAUGACUGCUGGCAAUCAGUGCUGGCAUUGUUUCGGAAAAUCACUCACACGGGGGGAGAUAACAAAGCACAAACUUUAUUACCUGAGGGCUCAGAGGGGUUAAAUUUCCCAAAUUCUCUGAGCAACCUGGGCCUGCUUAAGUUUCCUUUAAAUACUUGUUACAAGGCAAAAAGGAGGAGGGGGAUUCAUUUGCUAAAGGAAGCAAGCAUGCAGAAGCGAAAGGAAGGUCAGUAUUUUGGCCUUGAGAUAACCGUUACCUUGGUAAUGUCUGCUAGCCAGCUCCUUACCUAAAAAUAACUUUUACUCAGCUUUGUCCCGACAAAUCUUGCAGGUGUUACAGAGAGCAUUGGUUAUCAAAGAAGCUACAGAGCAUAGAAACUUUUAUGGGGCUUUCUUUUCCUGCCACAGCAUCUGAUAAUUUUGUUUUAAUUCUAAUUUGACCAUACGGAACACUAUUAAGGUUUUGUUUAAUCAAACAUUUACUCUAAGUUUAUAAUUAUUUGAAAGUUCUCUGUACAAAAAUCCAGAGUAAAAUCACUAGUAUUAAUAAAAUGUUUCUUGAA
Messenger RNA from Phyllostomus discolor (pale spear-nosed bat), 1174 nucleotides. RefSeq names its product cytochrome c oxidase assembly factor 1 homolog. Lineage: Eukaryota; Metazoa; Chordata; Mammalia; Chiroptera; Phyllostomidae. The transcript has 5 exons. The record is from RefSeq and is a predicted model, not a curated record. Gene Ontology annotation, biological process: mitochondrial respiratory chain complex IV assembly; mitochondrial respiratory chain complex I assembly. Bases 8 to 517 code for a protein of 169 amino acids. Gene Ontology annotation, cellular component: mitochondrial inner membrane.